AUGCCCGGCCAAGACGCAGGUACCCCGCGUGUAUUUCUUUACCGUCACGGCCAGACAGAAUGGUCCCAGAACGGUCGCUACACCGGCGUUACUGAGCUGGACCUCACACCCACUGGCAGAAAACAAGUCUCUGCAUCGGGGAAGAUGAUUGUUGGCUCGGGCAAAUUGAUUGACCCGGCCAACCUUGCUCGAGUCUAUAUUAGCCCUCGCAAGCGAGCGAUGCAGACCUUUGACAUUGCAUUUGAUGAUGCCGAUAAGCAGGCAUUACAGAGCAAGGAUAAGGUUACUCAGAAAGAAGAGAGAUUGGCUGAAUGGGGUUAUGGUUUGUACGAGGGGUUGGUGACGAAGGAGAUCCGGGCUCUGAGAAAAGAGCGUGGGCUGGAUGCUGAGCGGCCUUGGGAUAUUUGGCGCGAUGGCUGCGAAGAGGGAGAAUCUGCGCAAGAUGUUACGGAUCGCCUUGACAGUCUCAUUCGGGAAAUCAGGGCUUCUCACAAAGACAACAUGCAUGGUGAAAACCCCUCGGAUAUUGUACUUGUUGCCCAUGGUCAUCUUCUUCGGGCCUUUACCAAGCGCUGGCUUGGAUAUCCGAUGGAAUUCCCUCUGCUUCUUAUGCUCGAGCCUGGUGCUGUUGGUGUUCUCAGUUAUCAGCAUCAUAAUAUUGAUGAACCCGCUCUGUUGGUUGGAUAUGGCUUUCCCGUGGACGAGGAAGAAUGA
This is a messenger RNA of Penicillium pulvis, 714 nucleotides long. Its product is annotated as histidine phosphatase family protein. Lineage: Eukaryota; Fungi; Ascomycota; Eurotiomycetes; Eurotiales; Aspergillaceae. The transcript is spliced from 4 exons. The record is from RefSeq and is a predicted model, not a curated record. Bases 1 to 714 code for a protein of 237 amino acids. Gene Ontology annotation, biological process: ribose phosphate biosynthetic process. Gene Ontology annotation, molecular function: sedoheptulose-bisphosphatase activity.